AUGCCUAAAGCAGGCAAAUCCUCAGCCUCGUCCGGCACUCGCAAGAAGCACGCCAAAAAGUCUGGCAAGGGCGAGGAAGACGCAGCGGCUCCCCAGCAGCCCGCUCAGAGGGGUCAAAAGAAGCUUAGCAAGGCACAAAAGAAGGCCCAGCCAAAAGUCAAGCAGUAUAUCCCUCCGCCCAAACCGCCUGCACCGCCUAUCCCGGAUCCACUCGAUGGGCAGGGUCUAGCGCGAUCGCUGCCUGCCGACCUGGUGGUCAUCCUGCGGAGACUAGGGAAGAAGGACGAGGUGACUAGGCGGAAGGGAUUGGAGGAGCUCCGCGAAUGGGUCUCGAAGGACGGCGAUGAGGUGGAGAAGGAGCUUCAGGAGACUGCCCUCUUCUCCGCAGUGCCUGUCUGGCUGCACAACCUCGCAAGCCUCCUCCAAUCCCCCUUCCACCGCUCGCUCUCCCUGCAGCUGCAAUCGGACCUCCUCGCUAUCCCCUCCAUUCGGUCGGCUAUCCUCGACUCGCUAUCGCUUGGCCUCCUCCCAGGCACUCAGAACCGCGAUGUUCUCGGCUCGUGGCUUGUUGCUGCUCUCGAAGAUGGGCGUCGAACCGGAGUUACUGCUAGCUGGGAGGGCAGCACCAGCUGGACGGAAGCGGACGGUCGGAUCAAUCUCGCAGAGCACUUGGGCUCUCUAGUAGAGUACUUGUCACUCGGUAUCCUUGACCCCGCUUCACUCCAUGACGACAUACAUCCUGCCCCAGUCUCCAAUGCCGUCGCGCCAGCCGUCAAGAAGGGCGGCAAAGCCAAGUUUGUCCUCCCUGCGGAAACAGCGCCAGCUGUUCCAGAAGAGGACACCUCGUCCAGUGAGCGCCUGGCCCGCUACAGGAUCGGCGGGCUCGUCGGUCUCUCCCGAGUCGCCCAGGACAUUGCCAAGAACAACAUCCCGUUACCGGAGGAGCUCGUCGCGCUACUCCGCCAUUCGGACGUCUGGUCCUCGCUAUCCUCCGAACCGGUGGAUGAGGCGGCCAACCUCGGUCUCGAACAGCCAGCCAUACGCAAAGCUGCCUACACACUUCUUGAUACCCUCAUCGACACCUAUCCGGAAGAAGUGGGGAGGGAGGAAACUUUGAAACUGCUAUCCGUUGCGGUUUUGGCCAGCUGCUGGUCAGAGAAGGACUCGUCGGUGUGGCAACAGGGGGGUCAGGCGAUCGUGAAAUUUCUAAGUACAUGUCGAGACGCGACGGAUACGCCAUCGGAAUCAGACGAGGAGAGCGACGAAGAAGAGGAGGACGAAGAAGAGGCCAAGGCAUUCAAAGGGGAGGAUAACGAAGACGAAGAGCCCAAGACAUCAUACCCCAAACCCUUUGCCGACUUCCUGGGGUGGGUGUCGACCAUCUGCCCUAGCCUUCCUCACCUGACCUAUCCCCUCCUCCUCGUUAUCGUCUCGACUUUACCCGAUGAGCUCCUACCGCUCGAGGGAGGACCCUCGGAACCGCUUCAGAGCUUCCUCACCCAUUUAUGGUCACCCAUGGACGCUCGACUUCUCUCGACCCACUCCCUCCCCAAUCAGCAAUCCGCGUUCCAGGCAUUCUUCCAAGAUGCAGUGGAUUGCACGGUCUUCCUCCUCGGAAAGGCGAUGCGGCGGCAGGAUGGUCAGGGAACGGCGGAGUGGCUUGUCCAGGAACAGCUUGUGGGGCGGGCAUGGGGAGAGGGAGUUUUGGAUAUGGGAGCGAAAGGCGGAAAGAGGCGCGGACAGGAUACUGCGCCAGAGUUUGAAGCAGACGUCUUUGGCAAGGCGCUGGGCAGGAUUGCCUUGCUCGACGAGCCGGUACUGGACAAGGCGGUGGUACAGCUUCGUGACAUCCUCGUCACAAGGUGCGGGCAGCUCGAGAGCGACGACUUGUCUAAAGCGUCGAGCAGCUUGUUGCUUCGUACUCCGGCGAUUUUGUCUGCCGUUCGAGGCGCGAAUGACAAUACCGCUGUUCUUGCGGGACUGGCAGAGGUAGCGAAGGCGGUUCACCAGGUGGCGGCGGACGGACUCAGCCGGUCUGCGAGUGCGCAGAGUACCGACGCACCGAUCUACGCCGAGGUCCUGCUCUCUGGACUCUCGGGCGGGAUUGUAGACGCAGAGACGAUACAGACCUUUGCUGGCGGACUCAGCAGGACUGCCCCGACCCUAGCUACUCUUCUCUCCCCCUCCCUCUUCAUCGGUUUGUUCGAAGCCACGGGAAAAUACGCCCCCAGCGCAAAUCUGGCGACCUCACUAUGGGCCGUCAUCGACUCUCCCAACACCCCUCGGGAGACCAGGUUUGCGCUUUCCAACAUUUUAGCGGCCACGGCCGACUCUACCUUUGUGGGCGAAGGCGCGCUGGAUCAGAUCACCCUGGAAGCUACCGAAACGGCCUUGUCCACUUCGGCAGGCGUGGAAGUGGCUGUUUCUGCUAUCAAGCGGUCGAAUGGAUUAUCAGACGAUGCGCUGCAUACCGUCCUCGCUCUCGUCUGCACCUCCAUUCACGAUCAGGUUGACGACAUUAUCAACGGGUCUGAGGAAGCCAUCAUCCCUUCAGCGGCGCUCGACAUCUUUUCGGCGUAUGCCCAGCAACACCCAGAAGAGACUGCUCAAUCCGAUGUCCUCCUCCAUGCGCUAAUCGCGGUCCAUCAUUUGAUCUUCCUCCUGCCCCGGAACUCUAUGGAGGAGUUCCAAGCCCCAGCGUCCGCUUUGGCGAUAUGGAAGACGGUCCAGCAAAUGUCCGAGGACGGGCAAGAUAUUGUCGAGUACAAGGUGUCGGCGGCACUGAGGGAUAUGCUGGGUCAGGUCUCGUGUCUCAUAGAACCUGGUAUUCUUGUGGAUGUCGCCUUGUCCUCCAAGAUCGGCAAGAAGCAGCAGUCGCCGUCGGACGUCCGAGAUUCGCUACUGCCAUCAGCGCAAGCUCUCCUCACCCUGCCCACCGCUCCGGCGUACCCAUCAUUGUCCAUCAUCGACCCCCUUGUCCCCGUCACCGAUAGCACGGUCGACAGUACCGGUACGUUCGACCACCAGGGCCGAUCUCUGGCCGCGCGGUACGCCGAAGCAGCCUUAGCCAUCCUUCGCGCGGACCGACAACUCGCACAGACCAGCACCGAUCUGCUUGUAUUGGUUUUGUUUGCCGCAGUCUUUGCACAAGACACGCUCGACAUACCCGUCGGUGGACGCGGCUUCUAUGCGCCUUCGGUCAGUCGGAUACUUCUCGAGGAUCUCGUUCGGGAGGUCAACGGCGCUCUCUCCAUCGCUCUGGCGAGCGUGGACGAGGCUGUCGUCAAAUGGCACGAGUCUGCGGUUGCUGCGCUGGCGACGAGAUCUCCCUCCGAGCCACAGGACUUUCUCCAGCAGCUAUUCGUCUCGCUCAAAUCUGCAUCUGUGGCGAGCCAGAGCGAUACCGCUCCUCGCGUCCUGCGCGACGUCCUCAGUCGUCACCUCAGACAGAGUGGAGCUGGCGAAAAGGAGGCCGAAGUAUGGCUCGCCUUUGGCAUGUCAAUGAUGGAAAGAUCUGCACCCAUCUUCAUGGCCGUCAUUUCCGCCGUCAAGCCCCUCUUGCUCGAUUCGGAACGCCUUCAGACUGCUCAAAACCGACUAGCAUCGUAUCUUACCACUAUCAAGCCAUCGCAAGCGGCCAAAGAGGCUAUUCCCGCACUCCGCCGCCUCCUCGCCUCCGCUCCACCAUCAGACGCCCCCUCCCUCUUCCUCCCUCAGCAGCGCGCCAUCUUCGUUCUACGGCACGUCGGGCACUGGCUGACCUCCGACGACGCCGACGACUUUGACGAGAGCAUGGAGGUCUACGUUGCCCAAUUGUACACUGUGCUGGCGCCGGUCGUCCAAGAUGUCAGCGGGGGUCACUGGGAUGCCAUCUUUGAUUUGGUCGAAAGCGGUCUUGAGACCGCUUCAAUGGAAGAUGUCUCGACCCAUCCCUUACUGUACCGCUGCCUCGAGCUCUUACAGCAAGUCCGGGACCUGGCAUCGUCAAACAAGGCUCUGCGAGCGCUUUGGGUCGGCAAGGAUCGCCAGCUGGAGCUUGUUCUGAAGCUGUUCCUGCAAUGUCGUCAAGCCAACACUACUCCGCUUCGGCUUAUACACGCGGCGGUGCUCGACCUCCUCCAAGAUGUUCCCGAUAAAGCUACCGAAGCGGCGGAUCUCGGCCAACUGUGCGAGCUGCUACGUCAGUCUACCUCCAGCGCCAUCCAGAGCACGGCAUACCGGGUCUUGGCCAAGGUCAUCAAGACUCGUACCAUCGCUCUGGUCGUCGAGGUCGAGGGAUCGGUUGCGGAAGCCGAGGAGGGCCAUGUUCCAAGGGAGAUCCUCCUCCCGGCCGGUCUCGUUGACAUUGUUCGGUCUCCCGUGGAGUGGUACAGCGAACUAGCUGUGCCGACCGCCUUGGCUCAUCUGCUGGGCUGGAUGGCAAUCUUGGACCACUUUGAUGAUGCCUCUCGAACUCUGCGCUGGGCAUAUCUUGACCAGAUCAACUCGACCAAGCUCAUGGAGGAGUCGUUGAUUCCCAUGCUCUUUGCUAUUCUAGGCGUAACCGAGGUCGGCGCCUGGAACUUUCCAUCCAGUCAAUUUGGCGUGGACGAGUUUUACCCAGAUCUGCUCGACCCGGAAGAGCUACCGGAUCUCGCUCCACUCGCAUCUCAUCUAUUCUACCGCGCCCUUACAACCCUCCCCUCCGCCAUGCGCACGUACUACGAAUCGCUCAAAGACCGUCAACUCAGCAUGUCGAUGCUAAACUUCACCGCUAGACACUACAGUCCCGUCAUUAUCCGGCACGAGUUCUCGGCUCUUCGCGAGCCCUCGGCCAUGGCCAUUCUGACCGAAGAGGGCCUAAACGUCCGGAUCGCUCAGGGAGGAGGUGCUACCGUCGCUGCGGGGACAGGGUCGGCCGAGGCUAUCGCCAGCUACGUGGUGGACGAGCAGCCCAUGGAGAUCGGGAUCCGGCUUCCAGCCGAGUUUCCCUUGCGCGGUGUCGAGAUCAGGGAUCUGAAGCGGGUGGGCGUGCCGGAGAACAAGUGGAGGGGGUGGUUGAUGAGCGUCCAGCAGACCAUCACGUCGCGGAAUGGGUUGAUCUUGGAGGCGUUGACAGUGUUCAAGAAGAAUGUGUCUUUGCACUUUGAGGGGGUCGUCGAGUGUGCGAUCUGUUACUCCAUCAUCUCUCUGACGGAUCGGACCUUGCCUACUAAGCCAUGUCGGACAUGCAAGAAUCGAUUCCAUGCCAGCUGCUUGUUCAAGUGGUUCAACUCGAGUCACUCGUCAAGUUGUCCGAUGUGUAGGGCGUUAUUCUAG
Molecule: messenger RNA, 5298 nt
Organism: Dioszegia hungarica
Lineage: Eukaryota; Fungi; Basidiomycota; Tremellomycetes; Tremellales; Bulleribasidiaceae
Exons: 12
Coding region: 1-5298 (1765 amino acids)
Biological process (GO): ribosome-associated ubiquitin-dependent protein catabolic process; rescue of stalled cytosolic ribosome
Cellular component (GO): RQC complex; cytosol
Molecular function (GO): ribosomal large subunit binding; ubiquitin protein ligase activity; zinc ion binding
Source: RefSeq, a predicted model, not a curated record